AUGGACUCGACGGACAGCGAUGGAAGUUUUUCCCCUGAAUACUCCUCAGGCGCUAGGAAAGACCUUCAAGCAAAACUACGUCUCGCCAGGGAACUUCGCCUAGAAGUCGUCCUCUCGGAUGCACCACAGCAAAUUCCCACUGGCCCUGUACAAAGGUUUCUAGGACAGUUCGCACUUGAUCUUGCUUUUGAUGGUGAUGCGGAUCUCAAUACCAUACAGCCGUUCUCAACUGCUGGCCUCGCUGGAGCAUUUAUCAUACCUGUCGAGAAUGCGCAAUCAUUCAUCUCAGGCAGGACUGCUUCCACCGUGAUUCUUACAUUGGCGAAAUGGAUGAGGGAAGAUAAUCAACGGAGCAAGGUCUUAAGCUUUAAUGUACUGGAAGCGGGAGGAGCGAAGUUGGUCUCUGGGGGGCUCUAUACAGAAUUGAUAACUGUACAGCGCCAGGAAGACCUCAUACUGACGAUCGAUCUCGCAGAACAACCGAUCGAAGGUAGAGUCCAGACCUUGAUCGGUACAUUUGCCAAAUGCCUCGUGCGUCUUGGUGAUCUCAGGGAAUCUGAGUUCGUUACUCUACCCGAGGUGGCUAGAAUCGAGAUAGGCCCUCCUGAGGGUGCAAUACAUUAUCUAUCAGGUCCUGCUGCUGCAGAUAUCGUUCUGACGGUAGGGGAUUGGAUCGAAGCGGGCGUUGCGAGGAGCAAGGAGCUCAAAUUCAAUGUCUUGCAUAAGCAGACAGGAUGGAUUGUUGCGGGGGAGUUAUCCAAGCCGGAUGGUUCCGUUUCCACGUCUAGUUCAAAUUCGACCAACACAGAUAUCAUCGCUACAAGGUCAGUUAAGACCGUCAACUCUUCCUCACUUGACCAGGAAUAUCCUGAAAUCAUCCCUGUCGAUCGACAACCAGACCUUACAAUGACGGUCGAAACCUCAGGUAGAGCGACUCUUGAUAGGAAAGUGCAGCAGUUGCUUGGUAGGUUUGCUUUGGCCCUCCAACGGCAUGGUGGUGAGCUUACAGAUUGGGAACCCGAUACCCUGCCGGGGAUUGCCACGGUUUUCGUUUCCCCAAACGACCGACCAAAGCAUUGGAUCUCAGAAUGGGCUGCUGCGGACGCCAUGCUGACGCUAAGUAAUUGGAUAGAUUUAGAUGCAGAUGAGAGAUAUAAAAGACUGGUCUUCAAUAUCUUUCAUAACCAGUUUGGGUGGAUCGCCAAGGGCGGCUUAUAUCCCGACAAUAAUGGUAACAAUGGGACAAAUACCACUUUGUCGACCAGUAUACUUGUAUCGCGCCAACCUAUCCAAGACAGAGACACGAAUGACAUAACCACGAUAAGCACGAACAAGACUAACAACAGCGACAUGUUCAGUCCAGACAACCAUUUCGUCAUACCUAUACAGCACCGGCCAGAGCUCCACAUGGUUAUCGAUCUCGGAAAUGACACAAUCGAUUGUAUUGAACUCCAACCACUCUUUCCUGCAUUUGCUCAUGAUCUCGAGGAUGAAGGUGGUCCCCUUAGAGAACGAGAGUCCAGGACGCAGCCAGGCAUUUCGACCAUUUCCUUGCUACCGGAAGGAGAGGUCAAGGACAUAAUUUCAAAGUCUACUGCAGCGAACGCUAUUCGUUCUUUGGGUGAUUGGAUACAUGAGGACGAUGCAAGGUGUAAAGACCUCGUCUUCAAAAUCAAACUCGGGUGGAAGCGGCUUGUUACAGGUGCACUGAAGCGAUUCCCUCCGGAUGGAAACACCGCAAACACAUCCGUGAGCGUACUAGUCUCGCGCCAGCAAGACACAAUUGACACAACAACAACGAAGACAACUACGUCCAUCGUAGGUACGAACGACACAACCCCAAUCGUUGCGUCCAUGACAGGGAUUCCCGUCCAACGCCAGGACUCGCUCUCCCUAACAGUCGGCUUCAAAGUACCUGCUCGCCAAUUUCCACCCUACACCAUCCAAAGGGCUCUGGGCAGCCUCGCCUUGCGAAUGCAGAGGAAAGGCGGUGAUCUCGACACUCUCGUCUCCGUUAAUAGCCCGUCAAUCGCCAUCAAAAUCGGGCCUCCAACACCCCCAGAUGGCUAUAUCUCGAUGGAAGCUGCCGCUGACGUGCUCCUGACGUUGGGAGAUUGGAUUGACGUGAAGGAGGCCAGGGAAAGGAGUAUGCUAUUUGAUGUUCACCAAGAGGGGAUAGGGUGGGUUUGCACUGGCAGCCUGCGUUCGAGAAGAAGCAACACGGUCACGAAUGAUACGGGGAUCGUAGCGCAGGAUGUUGUACCUAUCUCUCGAGACGUGCAUGUCACACCCAUGUCGGAUAGGAUCGACGGCGCCUCACCAGAUACGCAGCCGACAGAACUCUCAUGA
Bacidia gigantensis is the source of this 2349-nucleotide messenger RNA. RefSeq lists its product as uncharacterized. Bases 1 to 2349 code for a protein of 782 amino acids. The transcript has 2 exons. The record is from RefSeq and is a predicted model, not a curated record. Lineage: Eukaryota; Fungi; Ascomycota; Lecanoromycetes; Lecanorales; Ramalinaceae.